Molecule: messenger RNA, 1542 nt
Organism: Sitodiplosis mosellana (orange wheat blossom midge)
Lineage: Eukaryota; Metazoa; Arthropoda; Insecta; Diptera; Cecidomyiidae
Exons: 9
Coding region: 132-1361 (409 amino acids)
Biological process (GO): mitotic DNA damage checkpoint signaling; protein phosphorylation
Cellular component (GO): nucleus
Molecular function (GO): ATP binding; protein serine/threonine kinase activity
Source: RefSeq, a predicted model, not a curated record
UUGUAGCGAAGCGCGCGCAAAAUUUCAUGACGCAAAACCAUUUCAAAAGAAACAUUUUUAAGAUAUAUAAGCGUUGUUCAUGAAGAGCACAUUAGUGAAUUAAACUGUUCUGUAAAAUUCAGAGGACAAAUAUGGCGAACAAAAUUCCCUUAUUUUUACCGCUCGUUUGUGCUCUCAUUGCAUCAUGCAAUGCACGUAUUCAAGAGGGUCGUCCUAUAGAAGCCAAUGCAAUUCCAGCAGUAAAAGAUACGGAUGGAGAAGGAGAGGUCAUUCCAGAUGUAACAGUAGUACAUGUAGCGAAGAAAACCGUUGAAGACAUCUUGACAUCAGACCAAUGGCCAACGCAAGAAUUUAAACCGUUAAAAGAAGCAGAAACUAAAGAAGAACCAAUCCAAGUCAUUAUUCCAUCCAUGACACCGGUUCAACCACCAACCAAAUUCAUAAACGAAAUCCAAUUUAGUGCCUUCAAUAUUCCUAACUAUCCACAUGGAGCCGAUCAACGUGUUGAAUAUUAUUCAGGUACUUAUGGAUCGGGUGAAAAUGAGUUUGCUAUUCUCGUAAAAAAAUCGAUACAUGGCUACGAAAACGUCCUAUACCAAGAAGCUCAGAUAUUGCAGGCACUUUCCAACAAACCACAUUUUCCCCAGUUGAUCCAAUACGAUGGCCGAAAUCUCACGAUGACAGCACUUUGCUCAACAUGGACCCAAUAUACAGCCGUGCAGUUUCAAAGUGGUGGAAUGGAUCUGGAAGAUGGCUACAAUAUGAUGCAUCAAAUGCUAGAUGCAUUGAAGGAGCUCCAUUCCCUUGGUUACGUGCACAGAGACAUUAGUGCAGAUAAUAUUGCAUUUGGUUGCCACUAUUACAAGGAUGUGCCUGAAUUGAAGGCUCCAUUCAGAUUAUCUGAAACUUCAAAACUUUAUCUUCACGAAUUUGGUGCUACCGAGAACAUUGUACAUUCAAUUUUAAACAAAUACUAUUUUUUCUCCGGAUCUUGGGAUUUUGUUUCAAACGCUACCAUGCAUGAUGAAGAACCGAUGUUUGUGCAAGAUGCUGAAUCGCUGGGAUACGUGUUUCUUUACGGAAUGAACGGUGGUUUAUUCUCAUGGACCUCAACGGAUGGCACCAUUAGACUUGAGGAUAAUAUUGCAAAGAAAGCAGCACUUGACUUGGAUGAAAACUUGAGUCGCAUGAAGGGAGAUGAGCCAAUCAUAGCCAAGGCAAGACGUUCUAUCUCCAAAUACUUCAGUUUGAUCAGAGAGCAUACGUUACACAAACCAAAAGAUCUUUUAGAUUAUGAAGCAUUGAAAGCAUAUAUAAUAUUAAUGAACAGUAAGAAAAAAUCAUCUUUGAACUUUGUUUAAUUUUUUCUUUCAAACUCAAUUUGAACCUAUUCGUGUAAUACACGAUCGAAUUUAGACCAGAAAAAAAUAAUGAAAAUGAAUUUAACGAAUUACCCUUUCGGUUUCUCUGACUCAUAUUAAAAUUUGGGUCGUCUACAUGUUUUUGUACUGAAAAGCAUAAAUAAAAAAGAAAUAAAGCCCA